UCCUUCGUGAUGACUUUAGCAGAUCGAAAUAAUACCAGCUUGAAGCCGCCUAGCUGUUGGAUAUUACGGAAGGUUUCGGGGUUUAUCGCUACAUUAAAGCAUAUUUGGGAUGUACAUGGCGUGAAAUUGCAUAUCCAUAUGUAAUUCCAUUCUUGCCGAGGUUCCAAUGCAAGUUCUAAGGUCUUAAAACAUUAAAUAGAUUUUUCAUCGAUGCGGGCUUAAUGAAACUUAGAAAUUAUUUUGAUAUGUGUUUUGAUGCCGUGGCCUAAUAUGAGGUAAAUGAACGCAACGUCAUAGUGACGCAAUGCGACGAGGUCCAAGCGGAGAGGAUUUACAUCUUUCAGACGAAAACGAUAGCUGUGGUUCAACUGAGGACAACCAAACUUCUGGAAUCCGGAAAAGAAAAUCCCGAAAUUAUUCUGACGGAGAGGACAAAACGUGUAGCUUUAACUUUGACGGAACCCCCGUCCCAAAGCAGCGGAUGGCUGCUAACGCUCGUGAAAGGGACAGGACGCAUAGCGUCAACACGGCGUUCGUGACGCUUAGGACGCUUAUUCCUACAGAACCUGCUGACCGGAAAUUGUCAAAAAUUGAGACUUUGAGACUAGCCACGAGCUACAUAGCUCACUUAAAUACGGUGCUGAUGGUGGGAUCGGAUUGUGUCGACCAACCGUGUAUAAAGCAUCAGGCCAUGAUUAGAGGCGGGGUGGACAAUGUACCCAAACCUGUGUGCACAUUUUGUCUGAGCGCCUCCAAAACGAGACCGAUUCGUGGAGAUAGCUGUAUGUACAAGGAGGCUAGAAACACCAACAACUGCCGCCGGUAGACGGGAGCAGUCAUUAUUUAUUUGUAAAUUUCUUCAUAGUUGUUAAAUAAAUUAAGAAUGCUGUC
This is a messenger RNA of Saccostrea cuccullata (small rock oyster), 891 nucleotides long. RefSeq names its product transcription factor 15-like. NCBI's taxonomy places the organism in Eukaryota, Metazoa, Mollusca, Bivalvia, Ostreida, Ostreidae. The transcript is spliced from 2 exons. Gene Ontology annotation, molecular function: DNA-binding transcription factor activity, RNA polymerase II-specific; protein dimerization activity; RNA polymerase II transcription regulatory region sequence-specific DNA binding. The record is from RefSeq and is a predicted model, not a curated record. Bases 305 to 826 code for a protein of 173 amino acids. Gene Ontology annotation, biological process: developmental process; regulation of transcription by RNA polymerase II.